Messenger RNA from Lodderomyces pseudojiufengensis, 1029 nucleotides. RefSeq lists its product as uncharacterized. The transcript has a single exon. Lineage: Eukaryota; Fungi; Ascomycota; Pichiomycetes; Serinales; Debaryomycetaceae. The coding region runs from base 1 to 1029 and encodes 342 amino acids. The record is from RefSeq and is a predicted model, not a curated record.
AUGUUAUUUCCGGUCAUAAAUAAAAACUCAAAAGAUGGUGAUAAGAACUAUAAGGCACCAACUACUUUUCCAAUAGGUCCAUUUAAAAAAUACAAACAUAAUCCUAUAAUGACACCGGAUCCUAAUAUUGAAUUUGAAAGUGCUUAUUUAUAUAAUGCAACAGCAAUAGUAGUUGAAGAUCAUGUUAUAAUGCUAUAUAGAGCUCAAAAUGCAGCAAAAUUAUCAUCAGUUGGAAUUGCAUGGUCAAAAAAUGGAACUGAUUUUACUAAGUAUAAAAAACCAAUAAUUACAGCUACGGAACCAUAUGAAGAAGGUGGCGGAAUUGAGGAUCCAAGAAUUGUACGUGAUCCCAAACUGAAAUUAUUUAUAGUCACAUACACUGCAUAUGACUUAAAAACAGCAAGAUUGUGUGUAGCAACUAGUGAAGAUUUAUUUCAUUGGAAAAAAAUUGGUCCAGUUGUUCCUUCUAAUUGGGUAGAUCUAGCAUGGAUUUCCAAUAAAAAUUCUUUAAUAAGGUACAAUUGGCUGAAAUCAGGAGCAAUUUUCAAUGAAAAGAAUAAAGAAGAUGGAAAAUAUUAUAUGAUUUUUGGAGAUUCUCAAUUACAUCUUGCUGAAUCUGAUGAUUUGAUACAUUGGAAAGUUAGUGGUGAUUUCAAUAAUAAUAUAUGGGCAAAACACAUUUUCAAUAGAGAAAACAAAUUAAUUGAAAGCGGUCCAGCGCCAAUCAAAAUGGCCGGUAAGAAUAACCAAUGGAUUUUCAUAUAUAAUGCUGCAACUACCGGUGGAGAAGAUUUACCAAAAGACACUUACACUGUCAAUGCAAUGUUAAUUGAUUAUGAUAAUAUCAAACAGGGCCCAAUUGCAAGAUUAGAACACCCGAUUUUGAAACCUGAACUGCUCAAUGAAGUUGAAGGACAAGUAAACCGGGUUGUAUUUUGUGAAGGUAUUGUUCAAUUUAAAGGAAAUUGGUAUUUAUAUUAUGGUCAAGGUGAUUCAGAAUUAGGAGUUGCAAUUGCUCCUGUAACAUAG